AUGAUCUACCUGAGAUCUAAAAGGGUUGACAAUUUAAAGGACCAUCGAAGUAACAACAGUAGUUUUCAACAAAGUUCAUUUCAUUCAUCUAAUCAUCAUCAUGGGUCAUUCGGUGAUUCAUCUUCCAAUCAAACAGGAAGUUCAUCAUUGGAACGAGGCGGAGAUGAGGAUGCGAACAGUAAAACAAAAUGUUUCACACUUUCCAUGGAUAGAGUUGAUUAUGGUGAAAUUGCCGGUGAAUUUAAUCCAUCAAUUAAAAGUGAUUCAAUUAAUAAUAGUAAAAGAAAAAGUCAACAAAAAGAAAUCAACAAAAGUGAUGAUAAUUGUCAACAGAAAACACAAUCAUCAGAUGUUGAGAUUUGUCUCAAAUCCAUUGACCAAGGACAUUUAUUAUCCACAAUAACUUCAUCAUCUUUAUCAGUGCCAAUCUCAUCACCUAAUCCAUCAUCGAUUAAUAAUCUAUCCUCAUCAUCACCAUCAUUGUUAACCUUUCCAUUAUCAUCUUCAUCACUUUCAUCUCCAUCAUCAUCCUCAUCCUCCUCUCCUCAAUCACCAGCAUCUUCACCCUCUCAAUCACUCACAACAAUAACCAACAUUGUUAAUCAUCAUCAUCAUCAUCAUCAUAAUCAACACACUCCAUCAUCAUUAAACUCAUUACAGGCUCGAGUCAAGGAGAAAUCUGCUCAAUUUAAUGGACAGUUUUGUGGACAAACGAACACAAAUGUACAAAUUGUUAGCAAUUUAUCACCACAACCAUUUCGACGGUCGAAUCGAUUAUCAAGACGAGACUUGUCGAUUGCGCCUAAAUUGUUGGACCCUGAGGCCUUAUCAUCGCCCUCACCGACUGCCAUUGAAUUUCUUUCAAGACUUCGAGAGGUCAUUUCAUCGGCUCGAGGUCGAAUGAGAGCUCCUUUAUCGACAACAAGUGACUCGUCGUCAAUGGGAUCACCAAGUUCAUUGGAAAGUGAAAGUGAACUUCAAAUGAACAGAAAUGAGACAUUAUUAAGCCAAGAAGCUUUAUCCAUGUAUCAGCAACAAUAUCAACAAGAUAAUUCAUAUCAACAACCUUUAUCAUUGCCUGUGGCGAUUUCAACUGUUUCGCAGUCAAACUCUUGGAAAUCGUCGGUUAAUCAAUUUAGACCGAAACUUUUAUCAUUUGGAAGCUCUCGAAGAGCUUCAGACAAUUCUAAAGCUAAAGUGACCACUAAAGAAAUUGCAUUCUCUGAUUCCGAGUUAUCGAAUGAUAGAUCUCAUGAGCCACGACACGAGCAUCAAUUGAGCUCCUCAUUGUCAUCGAUUUAUAAGAAAAAUUGUGAUUCUUCCAUGAUGAUAACUGCCUGGGGAGAUGACAAAGCAUCCAAAGUAUCACGAAGGGAAAUAGUUGAUCGUUUAGCAGAGGAAAUGGUUACGGUUAAUGAUGAUCAGAAUGUUACUAUUUCCAACGAGAACGGAAACAUGGAGCAAACCAAUUACUCCAAUGAACCCGAUUCUCUCAAUGAUCUAUCAGAUAUUAAUGAGAAUCUAUUUGAAACAAAGGGAAAUCAUAACAAUAACAAUUCUGGGAACAAUAAUUACGAUGAUACAAUUAGUUCAGAAAAUUUGGCCAACCUAUCAAACGAAGUGGAAAAGAAACUCGCCCAACGGAGUAUUGUCCCAUUGCCCGAGGUUGUCACCGAAAUUACUGAAACAUGUAAGGCAAGAUCUAAAAUCGAUGGGGUUAAAUCAAAUCAUUCGUCUCAUGGUAAUCAUAAUCACUCUAAAGAAGAUUCAAGAUUAAGCCAAUUAGUCGCUGAUUUGAAACAUUUUACCCGUAAAAGAAAACAGAUCAAAACAGUUAAGUCUUUACCAUUGGUCAGUGACAAUAAUUGGAUGCUACAACCAGUGGCUUCGAUGUCAUUAAGAUUACCAUCUUCAUCAUCUCGACCAUCCCUAUCAUCCUCAUCCGUACCUAAUAAACUACUUGAAAAUAGAUCCAUGAGAAACAAUAUCAGAGAUAAUAAUAGCAAAAAUGGUAAUAAAAGUGGAAAAUACAAUAGCAAUAAUAAUAAGAAUGCUAAAUCAGCUAAUAAACAAUCAAGAUCUGAUGAUAAUUCUCAAGUGAUAACAAUACAGGAGGGCCGUUAUUUGAAUUUUAAUAAUCACUCAUCAUCAAUUUCAGAUGAGGAACCAAAUUCAACAGGGAAUGAAAUGAUUACCUCAAGGUUUCCAUUGGAAACAUGGAGUUUAUCAUCUGAGCCAAGCAAUGGAUCAUCAUCACCAAAUUAUAAUCAAAAUAACAACAGUAUCAACAAGAAUAGUGUUAAUAUCAAUAUUGAUAUGAUUGGUGAGGAAAACUAUGCCCGGCAAACAAUUGUUGACCCAUUGACCCUUGAUGACGAUGAAAUGUUCAUCACAUUUGCCGGAAAUGAAUUUGAGUCAAACGGAAAUGAAGGUGAAGUUGGUUACAUAAGCCGAUUCAAUUUGAUAAAGAAAUAUAUUGAUGAUCCAAAUAUAUUUAGUGAUAAAGGUUCUAAAAUCAAGUGA
Panonychus citri (citrus red mite) is the source of this 2523-nucleotide messenger RNA. RefSeq lists its product as uncharacterized. Bases 1 to 2523 code for a protein of 840 amino acids. The record is from RefSeq and is a predicted model, not a curated record. NCBI's taxonomy places the organism in Eukaryota, Metazoa, Arthropoda, Arachnida, Trombidiformes, Tetranychidae. The transcript is spliced from 4 exons.